Molecule: messenger RNA, 2223 nt
Organism: Oppia nitens
Lineage: Eukaryota; Metazoa; Arthropoda; Arachnida; Sarcoptiformes; Oppiidae
Product: ATP-binding cassette sub-family F member 3-like
Exons: 9
Coding region: 45-2153 (702 amino acids)
Molecular function (GO): ATP hydrolysis activity; ATP binding
Source: RefSeq, a predicted model, not a curated record
UGUGAUUGAAAAACCCGUCCGACAACUAAACCCCCGUUUAAGCUAUGGUUUCGACUGAACAGUUGUCGGCUAUUAUCGGCAAACUGUUGCCCGCUAUCGACCUACAGAUGACCACAUAUAUUGCCGAUGUACUCAAAGAUAAUCACUUUGAUUCGGUGGACGACGUGAACGAAGCGAUCGGCGAACUGGUCGAGUCGUGUUCUGACAGCUGUCUCGUCGAUGACAUUUGUGGCAAACUAUUUGAUGCCAUCAAUGUAUCGGCGACGUCUAAGAAUGGCGACAGUCAACGACUCUUAGCGCCGGUACAGUUGUCGUCGAUGACAUCAAGAUUGGAUGACGCGGCCGACGAUUGGAAGUCCAUUUGGACUUCAGGUCGCGACAAGAUAUCUACUGUCGACCAGAAAAAACUGGAGAAAGCAGAGACCAAAUUAAAACAAAAGGCCGACAAACGUGAUAACAUCGUAACAGAUGUCAAACCAAUUCAAAUGCUUAAAGAGGCCACAGCAAAUCAAAUGACAUCCAAGAGAGAUGUCAAAUCUGAGGCCAGGGGUAGCAAUAAGACUAAAGACAUUAAAGUCGAGAACUUUGAUUUGGCUUUCGGUGAUCACGUACUGCUUAGCGGCGCUCAAAUGACACUCGGUUAUGGCCGACGCUACGGGUUGUGUGGUCGCAACGGUAUCGGGAAGUCGACAUUGCUUCGCAUGAUAUCCAACAGAUCGCUAAUGAUUCCGUCACAUAUUUCUAUAUUACACGUCGAACAAGAAGUUAUCGGUGACGAUACCAAAGCAAUUGAAUCCGUACUUGAAUGUGAUUUUCAAAGACAUGAAUUGCUUAAAGAGGAAAAGCAAUUGUCGUUAUUAAGUGAACCGACACCCGAACAAGUUGAACGACUUAGUGAAGUCUAUCAACACUUGACUGCCAUUGAGGCGGAUAAGGCACCGGCCAAGGCUUCCAUUAUAUUAUCAGGUCUUGGUUUUACUCAUGAGAUGCAACAACGGGCGACCAAAACAUUUUCUGGUGGUUGGCGUAUGAGAAUAGCAUUAGCAAGAGCUUUGUUUUCGCGACCAGAUCUGCUAUUACUUGACGAGCCGACUAACAUGUUAGACAUGAAAGCCAUAAUUUGGUUGGAACAGUAUCUCAUUAACGAAUGGGAGUCAACAUUGUUGGUUGUGUCGCACGACCGAACCUUUUUGGCAUCGGUGCCCACAGAUGUACUACACUUUCAUUCACAUCGUAUCGAUAAUUAUAAAGGAAAUUACGAACAAUUUGUUAAAUCCAUGACUGAGAAACUGAAGAAUCAGAUCCGUGAAUAUGAGGCACAACAACAAUAUCGACAACACGUACAAGAGUUCAUCGAUAAGUUUAGAUAUAAUGCCAAACGGGCAUCACUUGUUCAAAGUAAAAUCAAAGCACUCGAGCGACUGGAAGAGGUACCUCCAGUGGAACGGGAGGCCGAUGUGAUACUCCGUUUCCCCGAACCCGAAGCACUGACGCCACCAGUCCUACAGUUAGAUGAGGUGACGUUUGGUUACGAUAAGUCACAGAUUAUAUUGAAUAAAAUCAGUUUAAACACUAAUCUCGAAUCGAGAAUAUGUAUCGUCGGUGACAACGGUUCGGGUAAAACUACUUUAUUGAAACUAUUGAUCGGAGAUUUAGAGCCGACGAGCGGUAUUCGUCAGGCACACAGAACCCUUUCCAUUGGUUACUUUAGCCAACACCACGUCGACCAGUUAUCUAUGAAUUUAUCGCCGCUACAGUUUAUGGCCACUAAAUUUCCCGGUAAAACUGAGGAAUACUAUAGAGGAUAUUUAGGCAGAUUCGGUAUAACCGGUGAUUUGAGUUUACAAUCGAUGGCCUCUCUAUCGGGAGGACAAAAAUCUAGGGUUGCAUUCGCUAAUAUGACUCUCUCUAAUCCACAUUUGCUUAUUUUGGACGAACCGACAAAUCAUUUGGAUGUCGAAACCGUGGAAGCGUUGGCCAAAGCUCUCAAUCAAUAUAAAGGAGGCGUCAUUUUGGUGACACACGACCAACAACUUAUUGAAAUGGUCUGUAAAGAGCUCUGGUAUUGCAAUAAUAAAUCGGUAACAUGUUUGGAGGGUGGGUUCACACAAUAUCGACAUAUUAUUGAAACAGAUUUGGCAAAUAUUAGGUAAAAUUGGAGAUAAUUAGGCAUUAAGUUAUUAUUAUUGUUUUUCCAAACAAAACAUCCAUAACUAAUAGAUA